AUGACAACACCUUUUCAUAAUAUUUAUAAGAAUACCAACAACUAUAUCAAUUACAACAAUGAUAUUAAUUCAUUUGAAAGAGCAUAUGAGUGUUUAGAUGUUUCUGAACAUUCUCCUUCUUCCAAUUUCAAUAAUAUAUCAAAUAAUCCUUCGGGGAUAUUUGGAUUCUCCACUGUCACUGGAAGAGAAAUUGAUCCUUUAUCAAAAGAAUCAAUGGAAAAAGUAUACAAGUUUUUGGAUGUUCCUACUGAUUUAUCAUCACCAUUUACCAAUUUCAAUAAUAUAUCAAACAAUCCUUCAGGAAUAUCUGGAUUUUCCACUGGCUCUGGAAGAGGAAUUAAUCCUGUAUCAAAAGAAUCAAUGGAAAAAGCAUACAAAUGUUUGGACAUUCCCACCCAAUCGUCAUCACCAUCUAUUAAUUCCAAUAAUAUAUCAAAUAAUAUUUUGGGAAUAUCUGGAUUUUCCACUGGUUCUAGAAGAGGAAUUAAUCCUGUAUCAAAAGAAUCAACGGAAGAAGCAUACAAGCAUUUGGAUGUUUCUGAACAAUCUUCUUCAAAUAUCAGACCUUUAAAAGAUAAUGAUAUAAAAAAGUUUAGAAAACCUAUAAAAAGUGUUGAAAAUAAUAAUAAUAAAAACAACAACAAUAGUAAUGAUAAUCUAUUAAAUGAAACACCUAUAUAUCAUCAUCCUUUGAAAUUUACUGAACAAAACUUAUUAAAUUUUGAAAUACCAACAGAUGUUUUAUACAUAAAUCCAUCUAAUGCCACUCAUUAUAGAUUCACUUGGCCAAGACUUUUUUCAAAAUCAGAUUCCCAACCACAACAAAAAACAUGGGGCCCAAAUGAAGCAUUAUCAUGUUUAAUUGAAUAUGGUGCUAAUCCUAAACUGAUAGAUGAACAAUGGGUGCUGAAUCAUUACAAAUGGAUAGUAUGGAAAAUAACUAGUAUGAUUAGAUCUUAUCCUUAUUUGUUUCGUGACUGGUUAUCAUCUGAUACAGUACUUGAUCAAUUAAGAUAUAGAUAUGAAAGAGAAAUAAAUUGUGCACACAGAUCUUCUAUUAAAUUAAUUGUAGAAGGUGAUACUUCACCAUCAUGGCCUAUUGUUCUUUGUGUAUCAAAUAUAAUUGAUGAUAAAAUUCCUAUUGAUUCAAAAUUUUCACUUGAAUUGACUGAUGGCUGGUAUAAGAUUCAUGCAUGCAUUGAUCCACCAUUACAACGAGCUAUAAUGAAAUCUAAAAUAAAAAUAGGCUGCAAACUUGAAAUUUGUGGUGCAAAAGUUUAUGGAGAAUCUGUUGGCAAAACAUCA
This is a messenger RNA of Entrophospora candida, 1305 nucleotides long. NCBI's taxonomy places the organism in Eukaryota, Fungi, Glomeromycota, Glomeromycetes, Entrophosporales, Entrophosporaceae. The record is from the annotation of a GenBank genome assembly.